AUGGCUAAAAAGACCUCUGAGUCAAUAGACCAUGAUCAAGAUGAUCGGUGCAAGGAGCUGAAGAAGAUCUUCUUCCGCCUAAACACGUUUUACACUUUUUUAAUGUCUAGAAAGCAUGUCGUAAGUACUUUUUCCACAUUAAGAAAGCCAAUCGAAAAGGACAUUAAAAGGGAGCUGACGCCUUUAGACUUGGCCAAGAUUGCGUACCUCCUUCCACGAGACAUCGUUUUUAAAUACAUGGACGUAAACCAGUUCCACACGGAAACUAAAGAAUUCGACUUCCGCAAUGGAGGGUUUCAGCAGAAGGCCAAUGAUAUCUUCGAGCUCAAACCUGAAAACAGCAACCUUAAUGACUCAGAUACCCUAGAAGACACUCAAAUACUUGUAUUUGAGUUUAUAGAUGGUGAUAUGUCACGGAAACUCUCACGACGUGAAUUCAAAACGCAAGUAAAGAUGCCAGAGUUCUCCCCUGACGCCAUGCGUAAAAUGAUUUCACAGCGCACAAAGAUCUUCGAAUCAAGUCUCAAAAGGUUUUUAACGCAACAAAAACUCAAAAACAGGGACCCCUGGGAGUAUUUGGAAUCUGAAGCAUUAUCAUUAGUACCGCAGAAAAAAGAGUUUGUAGAUCCGAUAGAGGCCAUGAUUAAGUCGCGAGAAGCACAAGGCGAUUCCCGAGUAGUGGUUGACGCGGAAAACAAUAUGACUCGACUCACAAUGCCCACAUUGUUAAAAAAGCUUGAGAUGUCAGAGCUUUACAAUAGUCAAAUAGUCAGCCAUAUGGUUCUUGAUGAACGAUCCGCUCAAUUUAGCGACUUGGCCUUUGACUUGGCGCCAGAAGCUUUGGCAGCCUUCGAGCAUAACACAUUCUAUUCUCACCAAGCGCAGGCGCUUAAUGCCAUUCAUAAAGGCGAAAAUGUUAUAAUCACAACUUCAACUUCAUCCGGAAAAUCCCUAAUUUACCAGCUUUCAGCAAUCGAUCAAUUACUUAAGUAUCCACAAGCUACUUUCAUGUACAUUUUCCCCACUAAAGCUCUUGCUCAAGAUCAAAAGAGAGCUUUUCAGGUCCUAUUGUCUAGAAUACCACAGUUAUCUCACAUUGUGGUUGACAACUAUGAUGGCGAUACUGAAGAAGAUAAACGUGGAUUUAUUCGCAAGAAUGCUAGGGUAAUUUUUACAAACCCAGAUAUGAUUCAUGUCAGUAUAUUGCCAAACCAUCCCAAUUGGCGACAUUUUUUGAUGCAUCUGAAACUUGUCGUAGUUGAUGAACUUCAUAUGUAUAAAGGGUUAUUUGGCUCUCAUGUUGCUUUGGUACUAAGAAGGCUUCAGCGGCUUACUCACGGGUUCUAUAACAAUUUUGACAUCAAAUUUAUUUCAUGUUCGGCCACUUUGAAGAGGCCUAUUGAGCAUAUGAAGAGUAUUUUUGGCAUAGAGCAGGUUACUUUAAUAAACGAGGAUGGCUCGCCAAGAGGUGAAAAGCACCUGGUAGUAUGGAACCCGCCCCUACUUCCUCAACAUGUUCGUAGAAGAGAGAACUUUAUUCACGAAAGCGCUAAAAUUCUAGUACAGCUCAUUUUAGAAAAUGUUAGAACCAUUGCGUUCUGUUAUGUUCGUCGUGUUUGUGAACUUUUGAUGAAAGAAGUGCGAACUAUUUUUCAGGAGAUGAACAGAACCGAUUUGUUGAAUGAGGUUAUGUCCUACCGUGGUGGCUAUUCCCCUUCCGAUAGACGUAAAAUCGAGCAAGAGAUGUUUCAUGGCAAUCUUAGGGCAGUGAUUUCAACUAACGCGCUAGAGCUUGGUAUAGAUAUUGGUGGUUUGGAUGCAGUACUCAUGUGUGGAUUUCCUCUUUCUCUUGCUAACUUUCAUCAACAAAGCGGGAGAGCAGGCAGAAGAAAUAGGGACUCAUUGACGCUUGUUGUUGCAAGUGACUCGCCUGUUGAUCAACAUUACGUUGCUCAUCCAGAGGUGUUGAAAGAUGGCGGCAACGAAUCUUUUCAAGAGCUCAUUUUAGAUUUUGAAAACGUUUUAAUUUUGGAAGGUCAUAUUCAAUGCGCAGCAUUUGAGCUGCCUAUUUUAAUUGACAAAGACCAGGCAUAUUUCGAAGCCAAAAUCUUGACGAAGACAUGCGAAGAGAGAUUACAUCACGACUCGAACGGCUAUCAUACGCAUAACAGAUUUCUUCCAUGGCCGGCAAAACUCGUAAGCUUGCGCGGGUCAGAAGAAGACCAAUAUGCAGUAGUCGAUAUCACCAAUGGAAGAAACAUUGUCAUCGAAGAGGUAGAAGCCUCCAGAACAAGUUUUACACUUUACGACGGGGGUAUUUUUGUCCACCAAGGAUAUCCAUACCUAGUAAAAGAGUUCAACCCUGAUGAACGUUAUGCCAAGGUACAGAGAGUAGAUGUCGAAUGGACGACAAACCAGCGCGACUUUACCGAUGUCGAUCCACAGGAGAUAGAAAUGAUUAGAUCUCUGGAAGAAAGCGACGUUCCGGUCUUCUUCGGAAAAAUUAAGACUACCAUCAUUGUCUUUGGGUUCUUCAAAAUUGACAAGUAUAAGCGAAUCAUCGAUGCUGUUGAAACCCAUAAUCCACCGGUGAUCAUUCAGUCAAAGGGAUUAUGGAUAGACAUUCCACCAUUAGCAAUAGAGCUUUGCAAGCGAAAGAUUCUAAAUGUUGCUGGUGGUAUACAUGCUGCACAACAUGCCAUCAUGGGUCUUCUUCCUGCCUUUAUUGUCGCGGGAGUAGAUGAGAUUCAUACAGAAUGCAAAGCCCCUGAGAAGGAAUUUGCUGAGCGCCAAACGCUGAGAAAACGACCCGCCCGGCUGAUAUUCUAUGACUCUAAAGGUGGAAAACAUGGCUCGGGACUCUCCAUCAAAGCUUUUGAACACAUAGAUGUUAUAUUAGAAGGAGCUCUUAAGAGAGUAGAAGAAUGCCCUUGUGAGAAUGGCUGUCCUGAAUGUGUGGCCGCAGCAUUUUGUAAGGAAAACAGUCUGGUUCUUUCCAAGCCCGCAUCCUUGAUCAUACUUCACUGUAUUUUGAACCACCCCGAGUCUAGUUUUAUUGACAACAUCAAGGAUGGUCCAGAACCCAAUAUGCCAGAUAUACAAAUUGAAACUAUUGUCCCGGCGACCGGGCACGCUAAGUUUUCACCAGAUUUACAGAUCAUCGAAACAAAGAAGACAGAGAAACUAUCUAGUGCGCCGCCUCUAGCAAUAAAAAAAGAAGAAAAUUAG
Lachancea nothofagi CBS 11611 is the source of this 3228-nucleotide messenger RNA. NCBI's taxonomy places the organism in Eukaryota, Fungi, Ascomycota, Saccharomycetes, Saccharomycetales, Saccharomycetaceae. The record is from the annotation of a GenBank genome assembly.